Physella acuta is the source of this 730-nucleotide messenger RNA. RefSeq lists its product as uncharacterized. The record is from RefSeq and is a predicted model, not a curated record. NCBI's taxonomy places the organism in Eukaryota, Metazoa, Mollusca, Gastropoda, Physidae.
GUUAGCGUGUUUGGACGUGGUGAGACUGGAUAUGGUCUGCGGGAGACUAAACACGGUGGUCACUAAGAUGAUGAACGCUGUUGCUAAAGAUAUGGCUGCAGUAUGUGCAGACCCAGAAGUUGGCUCAUGCAGCGAUAGAUUCAGUCUCUGCUCGUCCGCGGAAUAUUUUCUUUCACGAGUGAACAACAUUACGCAGGCAGCAGAGUUUUGCAGACGUGUGUAUGUUGGACUGGAAUGUUUUAAAGAGCUGAGACAGGACCCAGCCUGUGAACUAGAUGAUGAAAAUAUUCUGGAGUUUGAGAGGAAACUCGGGGCAAUCAUCAAACCUUCAUGUGGGACAGGAACGACUACUCACACUGGUUUUCUACUACUGAUAGAGUUGUCGUGCUGGAUGCUACUGCACUCACUCAUCUCCAGUUUGAUUGGAUAAAAACAUGUUCUAUAUUUAGAAUUUAGAAUCUCAGACUUUGAAUGAAAUAAGAAAACAAAUUCUAUUUCUAUCAAAGUUAGAUAAACAAAAUUAGCUUUAGUAGGUCAAUGUUUGCAUGUUUGCUUGAUUACAAAGACGGUUGCUUACAUUUUAACAAUAGUAAAUUACAUUGUGAAAUAAAAAUGUGUCACAUAAUAUAAAAUAUAUAUUUCUGAAUGUUUGCAUAGAUUUAUUUGUGUCGUAUUUUUUAAAGAGAUCUAGUUUUAUAUUGAAUCCCAAUUGUUGAUAUCAUUCACUUGA